Molecule: messenger RNA, 644 nt
Organism: Trichobilharzia regenti
Lineage: Eukaryota; Metazoa; Platyhelminthes; Trematoda; Strigeidida; Schistosomatidae
Source: the annotation of a GenBank genome assembly
UACGUAAGUCCAUAGAACCAAAUGUCUUUAUAUGCUUUUAUGCCAACACUAUUCAUUUGUGUUAUGUGAUGACCGUUUAUUUUAUUUAAGUAACUGAAUACAAGACUGUGACUUUGAAAAAUUCGAUUAUCUUACAAGUUAAGAGAGGUCAAGAGGUAAACUGAUGUCUCAUUUGGAUAAUCCACGAGUACAAUGAGUGUAUCAUCAUUAACUACAUUUGACUUUCUUUCUUGCAAAUAGUGAAGUAACGAUGAACCCUGUUGAAAAUUUACAAACGCACGAAUAUUUUAUGUGAAGACAUGAGAAUUAAACUUCAUUUUGUUUCAAUUUAACAACAUGAAUCGAAGGAUCCUGUUUAAUAAGUCGUUUUCUUACAAUUUCAUUACGAAAUCAAACAAAUUCUGUUGUGCACGGUUUACAUGUUGUCAUUUACUAGUAUUAACUGCCAAUAAAUGUUUUUAUAAUUCGAAAGCGGAAAAUUUUGAAAGACGUAAGUACUUUUGUUACCUUCAGCAUAUUAGGCUGAGACUGCUGUUAUAAAUAUGGUAACAAAAAAUAUUGAAAAUCUUGAAAGCGUGAUGACUUAAGUUGAACUGACUCUCAGUGCACAGUAAAGAGUAGAGGAAUGUAAAAAUACAAUAUCA